CUAACUAAAUUUAUAAUUUAACGAAGUCUGGACGGUUACGAUUCCCGCCAGGGCGAGCUUGGUGCGGUUCCAUUCGGAUAACGCAGAGUGAGAGGAGGGCCAGAAACCAGCGGCUGAGAACUCCGACUUUUCAUUUUCUCUAUUUUGCAGCCCCCGUCAAUGGCCGCUCUGAGUCUCGGCCUAACGGCCACCAGAAUACGUGUUUCCACCAGUUCGAUUCCCGCCCGCUCUCGUCCCAACACCAUAACCUGCGUCUCAUGGGACCCAGAAGGCCUAUUCGGACGGCCUCAGACCGGCCACAUCGCUCGAAUGGAGUUCAAGAGGCGACUGGAGAAGGACGCCGAAGCUCGCGAGGCCUUCGAGCGCCAAGUCCGGGAAGAGAAAGAGCGCCGCAGAGCGCUUCGAGAGUCUCGUGAAAUUCCGGACAAUUUGGCCGACCUGGUCGAGUAUUUUCUCGAUACUGAAGCUCAGGAUAUUGAAUUUGAAAUUGCCAGGUUGAGGCCCAGACUGACCGAGGAGUUUUUUUCACACUUGAAAUUUGAGCUGGGUCAGCUUAGAUUUUCUGUUUCAAAAACUGAGGCUAUGGAAGAUAGAGAGAUAGAGUUGGAAGCACUACAGAAAGCACUUGAAGAAGGAACAGAAGCCUAUGAUAAAAUGCAAGGUGAACUGGUAAAAGCAAGGCAAAGCUUAACCAAAAUUUUAACAUCAAAGGAUGUAAAAGCUACCUUGUUAGACAUGGUCGAGCGAAACGAGCUCAAUAGAUCGUUACUGGCCCUUCUCGACGAAAAUAUAGUGAAUGCACAAAGGGGUGACCAGAAGGAAGCUGCUGCUUUCAUGGAGAAGAUCCGAGGGGCUGUUCUAAAGUACAUGACAACUUAGAAGUCCUGAGGUACAGAUUUAGAACUCUCCCUGUUUCUUCUCCUCAAUCUUUGAUUUUGUCGGGGAAUAAUUCUAAAAAUUAGUCUCCAAUAUUUACUAAAAUCAUAGAAAAAGUCCAUGUUCAUUACAUGAUGUUGUAAAUUGUUUGAAAUAUAAAAAUAUUUAUGCUUUACUGAA
This is a messenger RNA of Momordica charantia (bitter melon), 1056 nucleotides long. Its product is annotated as dimethylallyl, adenosine tRNA methylthiotransferase. Lineage: Eukaryota; Viridiplantae; Streptophyta; Magnoliopsida; Cucurbitales; Cucurbitaceae. The record is from RefSeq and is a predicted model, not a curated record. Gene Ontology annotation, cellular component: chloroplast stroma.